This is a messenger RNA of Somion occarium, 2362 nucleotides long. Lineage: Eukaryota; Fungi; Basidiomycota; Agaricomycetes; Polyporales; Cerrenaceae. The record is from the annotation of a GenBank genome assembly.
GACCUCUCCACCCGAACUUGAAGGAGACAAGACAACGACAAGCUACAACGUAUGCUGUACUGACAUUGCGUAUAGGACCAGCUGUCGUAGUCAUCGCCCAGCGGGGCGUACUUUUCCGCGGAGUCAUCUCACCAAUAUGGAAAGGCCGUUCAAGCAACGUUUUAUGGGCGAUAUCUGAAACUUCCCGACCGUCAAGCUGCGAGUUCUCGGUAGAGGGUAAUUAGACUUUACGAUGCCAGAUCUCAGCGGAUCUCGAGGCAAUCACUUGCUGCUAGUCAUUGUUUUGUUUGCCGACGGACACGAGCAAGCUUCCGAUUCGCACACGAAACCCCCUCGAGGCAUGCAGCUUUGCCGCUUCUACAACUUCUUCCUGCAAUCGCGUGGUUAUUACCGCGCUCUAUGCGAUAGGAUGGGUCUGCCGUCUGUCGGUGCGGCAGCCGGUAGUUCAUCGUAAAUCUCGUUGACCACCGCACUGCACGUGGUGUAAUGUUUCUCUUUUUCUUGUUUGCCUGAUUUAUUGUCCCCGAGGGCCACGCCCUAUGUCAGACAAUACAAGACGUAAUGCUUCUCAGAGCAUAUAAAGCCCGGCCAACUUGACUUCGACUUCACCAGCCUGGUCCUCACUACUGUAUUCUUGCUUCUUUUGUUUCGCUAGGACGGUUUGCUCUUCCGUCUUUGAAGCAGUUACACAGCAGUCCUUCGUCAUGCCUUCCCAGCCCAUGAAAAUCGUAAUCCCCGAUCUUGUAUCACACUGCGACUUUCCACUUCGAUGCAAUCCUUGCGAGGCUCAAGCAAGUCUUGAAUGCAAAGAAUGGCUUUUCCGCGGAGGCAAGAUGAGCGAGAAGAAGAAGAGCGCCUUUCACGGUCUGAAGGCGGGUCUCCUCACUUCCUGGUGCUACCCUAAAGCCUCGUACAAUGAGCUGCGCGUGUGCUGUGACUUCAUGAACUGGCUGUUCCACUUGGACAACAUCUCAGAUGACAUGAAUGACUACGGCACGUCGCGCACCGCGGUCGACAUCAUGAAUGCCCUUUACCAUCCCCAUACCUACAGCCCUGUGUCGCCAGAGGGCAGGAUGACCCAGGACUAUUGGCGCCGCUUGAUCCCUACUGCGACGCCCGGCACGCAGCAGCGUUUCAUGGAAACAAUGGACUUCUUUUUCCAGGCGGUCACUCAGCAGGCCGUUGACCGUGCAAAUGGCGUUGUUCCAGACCUCGACUCUUACAUUGCGCUUCGGCGUGAUACUAGCGGUUGCAAACCAUGUUGGGCGCUCAUCGAGUAUGCCUACAACCUCGAUAUCCCCGACGAGGUCAUGGAGCAUCCAGUCAUCGUGUCUUUGGGUGAGGCUGCGAAUGACUUGGUCACUUGGUCUAAUGUACGCCAUCCGGCAUUUUCCUUUAUGUGCCUCAUAUUCAUUGACGUUUUCAUGCAGGACAUCUUUUCGUACAAUGUGGAGCAAUCGAAGGGUGACACACAUAACAUGAUCGUGGUAAUGAUGAAACAGGAAGGUCUCGAUCUUCAAGGCGCCGUCGAAUUCGUGGGCAACCUUUGCAAGCAAUCUAUCGACCGUUUCGUCGAGGACCGGGGUAAUCUUCCAUCGUGGAGCCCGGAAAUCGACAGGCAGGUUGAAACAUACGUUGAAGGAUUGGCCGACUGGAUUGUUGGUAGUCUACAUUGGUCGUUUGAGUCCGAGCGGUACUUCGGCAAAACGGGUUUGGAGGUUAAGCAAACACGCGUUGUCGAUCUUCUACCUCGACGUUCUUGAAGACGCGUCUUGUCUAAUGUAUUAGAGGUCACCUGCCUUGCCUAUUCAAUGCGCCGUCUUGCUCUCCAGAAGCCAUAUCGACCAUCUCUAUAUGAGAACUCAACGUGCGUUUGUAGCUAUACCUGGUCCAUCUUGCUAUGUAUUUCUCAGAGCCGUCCUUCGCUCUCCGUUUCAUUUCCGUCCAUCUUCUAGAUUAUCCUGCAUCGUACAUUCAUCUAAUGCUUUUCGUUAUUAUAAAUCGUAGUAUCGCUUGGUUUAUGACUCUUGACUAGCACUGCCUAUAUGCAGUCUCUUUUCCUCGAUCGACUUUAUCUUAUCCCACUAUUUGUCUUUCACACUACAAUCCAUCUACCACAGUUCUGUAGAUGCAGGAUAAUGCCGCUACGCCUAGGUCGUAACCAUACACGCGUUACCCAUUCCCAUCUUCAGUCUACUUACAACGCAAUCCGUUCACACACCCCUUAAUCUUGCCUUUAAAGUAGACAGAAGUUCACGCUUAUUAGCUUGCCAUGUACGUACUAUCUACACCACCAGUAUGAAGUCGUUGAGGCUUGUGCCUCAUGCAUAUCCUCACUAGUAAAUAAGUCAACCGUAUUUGU